AUAAAAUGGAUAGGACUUUUGCACAAUGUUGCUAUUGGGAAUAAAUAACUUGUUACUAGUAAUCAACCUGGUUCUAAUUCUGAUUGAGCCCAGUUUCACAACGAAUUAUUGUUCAAAAGAACUUUGCAAGGGUAAACGACAUUGUCGCUGCGGAAAAGAUGGGUCAUUCGGGCCAGACUGCCCUAAAAAUGCUGAGGAAGUUCGAAUGACUGAAGAACUGAAGCGUCUUAUUGUCGACAUCCAUAAUGAGGUACGAGAAAGUAUCUCUGAAGGAAAUUACAAAGGACUGAAACCUGCCAACCGAAUGAUUAAGAUGGAAUGGGAAAGCGAACUAGCUGAAAAUGCUCUGUACACUGCUAAAACCUGUCGGUACGUACAUGAUGAAUGUAGAAACACACCAAAGUAUGGUGACGUUGGACAAAACAUUGCAUUGUUUUCCAUAAAAUCCACUAAGAAAAUGGAUAUCAACAAAACUGUUAAAAAAAUAAUCGACAGCUGGUUAAGUCAAGCCGAUAACGUUGCCAACGAAAUUCAACGAUAUGGAUCUUUUUCAGGUGACGAUUCCGAUUAUUUCGCUCAAAUGAUUCGAGCCAGCUGUGGUCAUAUCGGAUGUGCAUUGGUAUAUUACGUCACUGAUAAUGAUGCACGUCAGAAUUUGUUUUUUGUUUGUAACUAUUCCUCAGCGAAUGUCCCGAAUGAGCCCAUUUAUGACGUUGGACCGGCAUGUUCUGCCUGUGUCACCGGAUGCAGUAAAACAUCACCCGGUUUGUGUAAUACAGAGGAAGAAAAUUAUUUGAUAAAGUUAAAAUUGUUGAACAUAACUCAACUGAAAGUAGAAGAUCCGCUCAAAUUGGGGCAUCUAUUGAAUAUAGACCUGUUAAAUCGUCAUUAGUUCAAGCGCGAUACUAUGAAAUAGUUAUAAAUUUAUUUUUAUUGAAUAAAUUGGUGUAU
Bradysia coprophila is the source of this 951-nucleotide messenger RNA. Its product is annotated as venom allergen-1-like. NCBI's taxonomy places the organism in Eukaryota, Metazoa, Arthropoda, Insecta, Diptera, Sciaridae. The record is from RefSeq and is a predicted model, not a curated record.